CCCUGCGCAGGCCAAUCAGCGCUGAGAGAGUGUGUGGUUUCCGGGAUGUUUUGGUGAUGUGGCUCUGCUCACAAACCCCAAACACGACACAUUUAUCAUAGAGUCCGCUAACAGCAGCGUUUACUCACCUGAGGAGGAUCCACAGCAGGGUGGCCAUGUUUAGCCGGCUGACCCAAGGCGUGACCUCCGUCCUUCAGGAGUUAUCUGGAGAGGAGCAACAUGGUGAUGAAGCUGAUCCUCAGGAUGGCUUGGUUCCCCGGUUGUUGUCUGGCCCUGACGUCUCCUCAGAUGUCUCAGGUGCUUCAGAUGAGAUCCUGGAGCAACUGGCUCAGACAGAACAGCUGGUGGUUCAGCUUAAAGAUCUCAUCAGAGAGAAGGAUGGUCAGCUGGCCAGAUCCGAGAAACUGCUCAAGGAGGAGAAAGAGCAGGGUGAGGCAAAGUUCACCAAACUGAAACUGCAGGCGAAAGCUAAAAUGGCUGCUCUAAAUAAACAAAUCAUUGAACUGAAGGGAGAAGAGGGACUUAACACCAGUCAGAAUACAGAGAGCUCUUUCACGAUGCCUGCUGGUUCGGAGGAGGAACUCCGGAAGGUAAAAGAGAAAUUAAGUGAGGAGGAAUCGUCCAAUCAGAGCCUGCGAGAGCAGCUAAGAGUCGCCGAGCAGCGAAUUAAAGAGAAGGAGGAGGAGCAUGCAGAACAGGUGCGAGUUCUGCAGGCUGUAGUGAAGGACAAAGAUGUUCGGUUUCAGGAGCAAAUCCAAAAGCACGAGGAGGAGCUUCUUCAGAUCAACACCCAGGCCUCGAACGUUGCUGAGCUGCAUCAGGCUCUGCGUGAUUCCCAGAGGAGGAUCGAGGAGCUGGAGGAGUCCCUGCGCUCUCGUUCGGAAGUCCUGGAAAUGUUACAGCAGGAGCUGAACAGUGCAGAUCAACAGAAACAGAUUCUGACCGCACAGUUCAGACAGAUGGAGCAGGAGUUGGCUGAGGUCCACAGACUCAGAGAACAGGAAAAGGAGCAGUCUUCUGCGCAUGCUGAGGAACAACUCCAGGCUUUGAGGAGCAAUCUGGAGGCUCUGGAGAGGGAGAAAGAGCAGACCAUGAUGGUUCUGGAAGCAGAAUUGUCUUUGAAGACAUCUGAGCUGGAGCAAGUGAAAGCAAGUCUGGAUGAACAUUUGGGUAAAGAAAAGGAGGAAGAUUCUACCAUGGGGGCGGAGCUACGCACGCUGCGAGCCGACCUUGAAGCUUCUGAGAAACAGAGACAGGAAGUGACAGAGAAGCUCGAGGUCGAGGUUGAACGUCGAGUGGAUGAGCUGCACCACUUGCAGGAGAAGCUCGAUGAGGUGGAGAGGGAAAGAGAGGAAGCGAUGCGGACUGAGAGAGAGGAGCUGGAGAGGCUGCAGAUGGAGCUCACGUCCCUCAGAGAGAGGCUGGACACCGAAAAAGAGGAGCAGGAAGCCGGGGUACGAGCCAAGCAAGCGCUGGAGAAGCUCUGGAAAGGACUUCACUCUCUCAGCAGUGAAGGAUCCGAGGUAGAGACGGACGUCCCGGGAGAUCCUACUCAGGUUCUGCAUGUUUUGGAAGCAAGAUUACACGACAUGAGAGCAGAACAUCAGGAGAGAGACCAGCGGAUGACUCAAAUCAGCGUUACCAUAGAAACGCUACAAGAACAGCUGGAUAAAAGCACGGCAGAUGCCGAGGAGGCAGCAGGCAGGAUUCGGGAGCUCGAACAGCAGCUGUCUGAGCGUCAGGUUACUGAGGAGCCAGUGGGAGAGCAGGUGACUGAACUGUCUGUCAGGGAUUUGGAUAAAGCAGAAGGUGCAGAUGAACACAGUUCUGAGAAGUUCUCAGCUCUGGAACAGCAGCUAUUGGAGCAAGAGAAGGAACUUGUUGCCCUCAGGGAACGCUUGGCAUUCAGCGAGUUGCAGAACCUGAAGAUUUCACAGGAUGAAACCUCAGACUCUCAGAACGAUGCAAACGUUCCUGCCAUGCCUGACAGUUCUGGAGCUCAACCUGGUGUUGAAGAUGUUUCAGAGGAAGACACGACACUGAUUGCGGUAGAUUCUGAAACGUCUGCACUUUCUACGUCGGUCGUGUCGUCUGCCGACAACGAGAGCAGUCCUGAGAAGACCGGACCACAACCUGAGUCACCUGUAGAGUUAAAGGAAGCUUCCUCAGAUGAGAUGGUGACUAGCACGGACUCAGAAGUUGCUCAUAGCAGCUGGACACUUCUAGAAGCUAUCAAUCCAGAUGCAAGUCAAGAGUGGCCUCAACAAAUUCAGGAUCUAAAUGCUCUUCAACUGUCCAACCAGUCCUGGGAAGAAACUAGUGAAGAGCAGGUCACAUCGACAUGCUCGAUGGUAAAAGUAGAGUCAUCCAUGGUUAUCCAGGAAACUGUACAGAUUCAACAACACCAGCAGGAAGAAAACUCGCUGAAUGCUGAUUCCAGUCCUGAUCAGGCUUUUCCACAGGAACUCCAGAAAACCUACAGCGAACUCCUGGGUGAACUUCAACAAAUGAAGGAUUCAGCUGCUGAGUCCCAGGAGAAGGUACACCUUCUGGAAGAGGAACUGAAGUUACUUACUGUUGUUAAAGAUGAAGCAGAAGCAAAGGCGUUAAGAUAUGAAAAAGACUUGCUUAAAUUUCGAGAUGAGAUUUGUACAAAAGCAGAGCAAAACGCUGUAGAGAAAGAGAAACAGAAGGAAGUUCUUGAGGAGCAACUGGAGAGCUUGCAAAAGGAGGCUUUCUCCAAAGAUCAGACGAUCCAGUUGUUGCAGGCAGACCUUAAAGAGAUUCAGGAGAAACUGGCUGAAGAAGGUGGUCAAGCCCGGAUGCUGGGUGCACAGUUGGAAAAUAGAGAACUUGUGUCCUCAGAACUGGAGGAGAAAGUCAUCACAAUGGAGGCAAGGAUUCAGCAACUUUCUGAGGAGGCUGAGAAAGAUAAAGCUGCUCUCCUUGGCAAGACCACGGAGCUUGAAGAUUUGCAUCAGUCUCUGUCACUGAAAGAGCAGGAGAUGAUGGAACUCAGUGAGAGCAUGACCACCAAACUGCUCCAAGCAGGUGAGGAAAAGUUUGCGAUAUCUAGUGAGGUCAAAAUGCUAAAGGAGCAGAUGAUGGAACUUGAAAAAACCUGGGCUGACCAGCAGAAAGUGAAGGCAGAUAAGACAGCUGAUGAAAGUGAGGAAUUGGUAGUUUUGCGAAAGGAGAAUCAGAACCUGGUUGCUCAAAUAGCCACCAUGAAGACAGAUGGGGAACAGGUGAAGCGAAAGUUGCAGGCGGCCUUAGUGAAACGUAAAGAGUUGAUGAAAAAAAUUGCUACAUUUGAGAAGGAAGCAGGCAGUUUAAAAGAAAAAGUACACCAAGAGGGAGAUGUUAGCUUUGAGGAUGGAGAAAAAGAACAGGAACUACAGAAUCUUGAAGCACAAUUAGAAGAAACGCGACAGUCCUUGACUUCCAAAGAAGAAGCCUUGAGUUUGCUGGAACAGAAAAUGCUGAGCCAAGAUCAAGCACUGGCUGAGGCGCAUGUAGAAAUCCAACGCCUUGUAGAAGAGGCUAAAGCACUCGCUAAACAUGAACAAAUCAUAAGGCAAGUUCAAGAAGAGAACACCAAACUCCAGUCACAGGUCACCAACAUGGAAUCUGAACUUGAUUUGUUGCAGAAAAAGCUCCACGAGGCCACGGACUCUCGCAAAGACACUCUGCGCAAGGCGAAGGAAAAAGAUCGGCAUCAUCGUGAACAGCUCAGGCAGCAGAAAGAAGAGUACAGUGUUCUCCUAGAACGAUCUGAAGCUAAGGAGGACGAAAACGCCGAGCUACUAAAACGUGUAAAAGAGCUAGAACAUCUUGUGGAGUCAAGGGAACCAGGAGAUCAAGAAAAGCUUGUGAAUGUACCAAAAGUGUCUGAGACUCCAACUGAGAAUGUGGAGAACAUAGGAUCAGGAGAUUGGGGUCAAGAGGACUGGGUGGACUUCACCACAUCUGAUCCUGAAAUCAGUCAAAAAGGAUCAGCUGCCGAGCAGGAACCACAAACCACAUCAGGAAAUCAUGAGAGGGAGGAAAAUUCUCUCCAAGACCUAGUGAAGUCUGAACAAGCUGCCCGUGUGGAUCUGGAGAACCAGCUGCGAGAAAGCCAGGCAGCUCUGUCACUCAAGGAGACCGAGUUGCUGGAGCUCAGCAAAGAGCUGGAGACAUUGAGGGCUAAAGAGAAACAGAUUGAUGCUCUUUCAGAAGAACUGGACGAUUUGAGGACAAAGUGUGAGCAAGCGGAGGCCCAUGCAGAGAUGUUAAAGGCUGAAGUGGAGGAGGCUGCUUCUGUGGUCAGGAAAAACAUGUCCGACGCAGAAUCUCCCGUUGUAGCUCUUCAGGCAGAGGUAGAUGAGUUUAAGCAGUUCCUUAAAAACAAAAAUGAUGAGAUCAUUGACCUAAGCCAGCAGCUGAGUGAGCAGAGUUUCCUUCUGCAGAAGAUGCAGGAGACUGUUCUGGAAAAAGAUCAGCUGAUUGCAUCUUUGCAAAAUGGACUGAAAGCUGAGCAAGAAAGGUGUCAAAAGCUAGAAGCAGAAAUCCCACUGAAGCAGGAGGAAGAAAAAGAUAACCAUGCCAAGUUUCAGCAGCUACAGCGCAAAUUUCAGGCUGCUCUGGUGUCACGGAAGGAAGUUCUCAAAGAAAACCAAACUUUAAAAGAAGAGCUGAGCAGCGCCGAGAAGUCAAGAUCAGAGCUGCUAGCAAAGAUUUCAGCUGUCGAGGCAAAUCUGAGCAAUCUAAGCAUGGAGAAAAACAAACUAAUUGAAGAAGUGGAUAGGACUUUGCUGGAGAACCAGAGUCUUGGUGCCACUUGUGAAAGCCUUAAGCUAGCAAUGGAUGGUCUUCUGAACGAAAAAGAAACGUUCAAACGCCAAGCUGAUAGCGCCACAGAAGAAGCCGAACAGGCAUCUAGGCGGUGGGAAGAGAAGGUGCAAGGCAUGAAGGAGGAGUACGAAACCUUACUGAAGUCAUACGAGAACAUAAGCGAUGAAGCUGAACGGGUUAGAAGAGUGCUGGAAGCUGCAAGGCAGGAGAGACAAGAAUCGGCGGCUAAAGCACGAGCUCACGAGGCAGCCAAACUCGAGGCUGAGAAGGUAGCGAACGAAGCUCAGAAGGAAAUCGAUGUUGUGAAAGAGAAAAUGCGAAAGUUCGCCAAGACAAAACAUCAGAAAAUUAUGGAACUAGAAGAGGAGAAUGAGAAACUUAGAGAAGAAAUAGAGAAGAAAGGAACCAAAGAACAUGACCCAGGUUUGGAGCAGGAACUUGAGGAAGUGAAGAAUGAGUUGGAAUCCUUAAAAGCUAAAUUUGAUUCAUUAGAAGCUGAACGACAUUCUUUGGAGAAGGAAACUGAAAAUCUGAAACAACAGCUGGAUCAUAAAAUGGAUAAAAAGAAUAGCAGACUUUUGGAUGUUGGUUCUUCAGAAAACGUUGAGGAACAUGUGGUGGUGCAGCAUUUGCGUGCGGUUUUACCUGAAAACCAGGAAGGUGGUAGCUUUUCCAGAGGGUCUAAUUUGUUGAUGCAACCAGAUAACUCUGGGGGAACCAAAUCUGAACAAGAGGCUUCAGAAGUAAUAGCUAAAAGGGAUGAAAGCCAACAUGUAGAAACCGUUGAGCAGCAGAAGGAAAUGGAGGUGGCCCUUGAGAUAACAGAGGGCAAGCUGAAAGAACUACAAGCAGCUCUUCAAGAUGAGAAAAGAACCAGACUUGAACAAGAAUCAUUGCUUAAUGAAGAGCUAUCUUCUCUGAGGAAACAUCUCCAGGAGUCUUGGGAACGAGAGAAAAAGUUGAUGGAGGAGGGCUCAAAGAGUGAAUCCCAGCUACAGGUGACUCACAAAGGACUUGAAGAUACGAUGGGAACCAGAAUAGAGCAGGAAACUUUGCUUAAUGCAGAGGUGUGUUCCCUUAAGCAGAAUCUUCUGGAGUCUGCAGAAAGAGAGCAGAGUCUAAAGGAAGAGUGCACAAAGAAGGAAAAUCAGCUUCAGGAACUUCGCAAAAGUCUCGAGGUUGAGAAGGAUGACCUGGAAGAGCGACUGAUGAACCAGCUAGCGCAGGUCAACGGCAGUAUUGCAGGUUACCAACAGGAGGCAGCUGACAGCCGAGAUUGCCUUGCAGAACUCCAGCGAGAACUGGAGAAAGUGCAGAGGGAGCAAGCCGAGUUAGAGGCCAUGCUGGCAGGAGAAAGGGAUCGAGCAGCCAGGCUUGAGGAAGAUAAAAGACAGGCCCAGAGAGAAAGAGCUGAAGCAGAAGCAGAAGCGGGUCUACAAAGAGAACUUGAGCAGAAACUAAAAUCAGCGAAGAGAGUGAAGGAAGCUAGCCAGAGCCGAACACGUCAGCUUGAGGAGCUGCUGAGGGAGAAACAGCUGGAGGUCCGACAGAUGCAAAAAGACUGCAUCCAGUACCAAGAACGUAUCAGUGUACUCGAUCGGGAAGCUAAGACCCUUCUGUUGGGUAGAGAUGAGGUAUCUAAGGAGCUCGAUGCAGCUCGGCAGGAGAUGGCAAAGCUCGAAGAAGAAAGACGCAGACUUGAAACAGAGUUGGCAACGUAUAAAGGGAAGCUGGAUAUGGCUCAGAGUGAGGUGAGCCAGGCACUUGCUGAGAAGGUAGCCUCUGAGCAACUUCUUCAUCGACGGGAGGCUGAGUUGAAGUCUGAAGCUGAGCGAACGCUGGAUGAGGUGAGAUACCGCUUGGGAGCAGAGCUAAAACAGAUGGAGCUUCGGUUGGAGCAGGCCUACCGAGACAGAGAACGAGAAGAAGAGGCAACACUGGUGGCUAAGAAUAUUGCAGAUGCUGCAGAGAAAUAUGCCCGGGAGACUCAAGCACGUCUGGACGAAUCGCUAGCACGACUGGCCGCCUUCUCACGCUCCAUGUCUUCACUGCAGGACGACCGCGACCGCGUUCUGGAUGAAGCUAAGCAGUGGGAGAACCGGUUCCACAGCGCCCUCCAGGGAAAAGAGGCUGAACUGCGGGAAGCCGAAAACAGAGCUAAGGAUGUUUCUGAGCAACUUCAGAAGGAGACGGCACAGAAAGAGCAGAUGCACAGCUUACUGGAGAGGUUGCAGAAAGCAGAAGAGCAGUGGCAGCUACAGUUAUCCGAAGCAGAGAAAAAGCACAACCAAUCUCUGACCAUUCUGGAAAAAGAAAGAGAUGAGUUACUUCAGAAACUGUCUCAAACCGAAAGCUCUUUGUCCCAGACACAGUCUCAGCUCACUUCUCUGGAAACUGAGGCAGAAGGUCUCCGCCAUCGAGCUAAAGCCCUAGAAGAAGCGGUCGACAAGCUUCAGAGCGACGCCAAUCGAGUCAGGGCUGAACUUAAGGAGCGUGAAUCAGAAGAACGAAGGUUGUGCUUGAACCUGGAGCAACUAGAGACAGACCUGCGUUCCUCUAAAACCCUUACAGACACUCUUCAGGCAGAGUUGGCUGAGAAGCAGAAAAGGGAAGUGGAGCUCCUUGGAGAGAAGGAACACGCCGUCACUCAGGCUGUAGAGGAGGCCAGGAAGGAAGCCGAGAGCAGGGCAGAAAGAGCGGAGAGUCAGCUGGAGGAGAGAAGAGCAGUCGUGCGAGAUCUUGAGGAGAGGCUUCGUAAGACUGAGGAGGAAUUGAGUCAAAGCAAAGCUCGCCUCAACUCUUUUACGAAGGCUAUGGGAUCCCUACAGGAUGAUCGGGACAGGGUACUAAACCAAUACAAGCAGUUAGAGGAGCGACACCUCCAGGUCAUGAUGGAAAAGGACGGUCUCAUUCAAGAAGCUGCUACAGAAAACAACGGCUUGAAGGAGGAGCUCCGUGCCCUUCUGGCCCAACGCGACGACCUCAAUGCGGAAAACGCCAAACUACACGCCCAACUCCAUGGCUACCGAGAUGAGCUAAAGCAGGUUCUGUCUCUGAAGGACUCUCAGCAUAAGAAGCUGCUUUCGGUUCAGCUUGAACGUAUCAGUGCCUUAGAAAAAGAGAGAGAAGGUUUCCAGGCUAGGAUGGAGGUCCUGGAAAAAGAAGCUUUGGUGAAAAAAGGACCUGCAGUGGAACGCGAGCUUUUGAGCCAGUCUGGAAAAGUCGAAGCAGUGCUCCAUGAUGCUCCUGGGGCAGAAGUAGAGAAACUAAGGGAGCAGCUUCAGGCAGCCGGGAAGAAGAUCAGCUCCCUGGAGGAAAUGCUGGUUUCUGAAAGGGAGGCAUAUGCAGCCCACAGUAAGGAGUUGAAAGAACUGCGCUGGGAGGGCGGCAUUCUUCGGACGGAGACCGAGACGGCUGAGGAGAGGGUGGCCGAGUUGGCCAGAGACUUGAUGGAAAUGGAGCAGAAGUUGCUAACCGAGAAAGAAGCAGCAGCUCAGCUACGAGCUCAGAACCAGGCCUUUGGCCAAGCCAUGGCUUCUUUGCAGGAUUCACGCGACGAGGCCAUCAAUGAAGUGAAGGAACUGCGCCUUCGCAUGGAACAGGGUCACCAGUCGGGAAGCUCCUCUGCACCACCUAGCAGCACGACUGGGGAAGUGUGGAGUCUGAAGAAUGCCCUCUCUGCACUCCAGAAUGACCGUGAUAGAAUGCUGGAACAGCUGCAGAUUCAACAAGACGAACUGGACCGACUCGGAUCCGGAGAGCUCGCGAGCCUCACUGAGAUCCUGGAGCAGGAAAGAAAGAAGAUGUUAGAGAUGGAGAAAAGGACGACUGUUCUCCUACAGGAGAGAGAUACACAGCGGGAGAGAGACAGGCAGGAUUUGGAGAUGCUCAAGCUGGAGCAUAGCGACUUGCAGGCUCAAGCAGAGACUCUGAGGAAACAAACUCUAGCAACGCUUUCUGAGCGUGACCAGCAGAUACGCCAUCUCAGUGCCAUGCUGGAGGAGGCACGAUUAUCAGAACCAAAACUACUGCAGGAACACCAAACACACAGACAGGGCAGAAUGGCAGAAGACAGCGCCCCCGGAGGUCCCCUGGGGCAUAGGGAGGACUAUAAGGCAGAGUGUGUCCUUCUCCAGAACAGGUUGGAUGAGGAGAUGGAGUUGAGACUCAGAGUUCAGGAGCAACUCUCGGCAGCACAGGAUCAUCUCAAACGAUACACACAGGAUCAGUGGCUCUCCGGACCGCACUCUGAGACGGCCGUGCUGAUUGAGCCACCAGAGGGCGCUGUGACUCGGAGCCGGAGUGGAGGUCCCGGAUUGGGCCGAUCGCUCCGAGGAGCCUUCUGUUCCCGUCAGAGAACUCCACUGCUCGUGUCCCUGUACCUACUGACCAUCCACGCCCUGCUGCUGCUCUGUCUGGGUGGAUAUCUGUGAGAGCGAGAGAGCGAGAUCUCCAUGAAAGAUCAACAGUUACACGAUACAUACUGACCUACAAACAGGGCAAACUUUUUAUUUCCCCCUUUUUUAUAAUAAUGUAUAUAUUUUUAGCUAAUUUGCCAAAGUCUUCCUCGUGGAGUUUCAUCCAAGAGGCCAAAACCUCUCACUGCCAAAUUCAACACUAUCACAGGGGCUAGAAACAAACCUGUCAUUAUGUAGAAUGUGUUUACACACGCCCACAUUCCAACCAACUACAAACUAUUGAUCUACAGAAAACAGGACUUUUACCAGCUGUGGGUUCUGGUCUUCAGACCUUCUACAGAUGGUGAGAUAUAAAAUAUUUAUCAGAAAACGCUGUUUAUUUCGUAUCUGAUCUUUGGGAAACUCUGCUUAUACUUUGCAUUAUAAUAAAUGGAAUUAAAGCGGCGCUCAGUGAUUUUUAAGGCCUGUUUUAAUACUCGUUCGUUUUUGUUUUUUAAUUUUGAAAAAAUCGAAUUAAAGCGGCAGCCCAUCAGGACACUACGGUGUCUCUACCUGUCCAUCAUCAGGUUUAAAGUCUCUGCCCACAUGUAGACGUUUUCACGCGUUCUAGAAUUCCAUCAUCUUUCACUUUUGGAAAUGAAAGGUGCAGAAUUUGAUUUUAGAAAAAAGGAUACACUGAUAAAAAAAAAAAAAUCUAAAACGCCUCUGAGUGAAAUUAAAGGACGACACGAUUGGAGGCAGGUGGAGACGUCGCCGUGUCCUGAUUAGUUGCUUUUUAAUUUGAUUGAGCUACAAAUUCUUCACAUCGUCCACUCUGUUCUGACUUCUAAUUAAAUAGUGUUUUAAAGGUGUUACGCUAACUUCUAGCUGUCGUAACAAUUUUCCGGUCGUGUGCGUCGCCAUGGAAACGAGCGACUUUGGAAUCUAAAGCACAGAUCUCACUGUUCUUCCUGUAAUCGCCGUGAUGUAAAAAAAAUAAUAAAAUCCUAACGAUCUUUCAUUCCUUCGUAUUUAUGUUUUUAGCCUCUUUUCCCUCUCCAUAGAAACGACUAGAAACACCUGUAGCUCCGUACAAACGCGACACAUUCCACGAUCAGGGAUUUAAUCCGGGUUUUAUACGUUAUACAUCAGAUAAAAGUGCAGAAUGUAAAAACACUAAUCAUAGUUUUUUUUUCCCUUUUUCUGUCUGAAAAACUUUUCCUGUGCUGGGUUUGGGGGCGUGGCCUGGAGGUUAACUCCUUGUUUACUGGGUGAUUUUAAGCACAGCCCUGAGCAGGACUUCCUGUUUUACCUGUAUACCUACCUGUAAAUCCGUUAUUUUCUCCUGUAUUUCUUUGUAGGGGUUAUUUUUUUGGAAAUAAAGCUUAUUUAUAGAAGGGGAA
Silurus meridionalis is the source of this 10636-nucleotide messenger RNA. It is a transcript of the gene golgb1, whose product is annotated as golgin B1. The record is from RefSeq and is a predicted model, not a curated record. The coding region runs from base 156 to 9269 and encodes 3037 amino acids. The transcript has 20 exons. Lineage: Eukaryota; Metazoa; Chordata; Actinopteri; Siluriformes; Siluridae. Gene Ontology annotation, cellular component: endoplasmic reticulum-Golgi intermediate compartment; membrane; Golgi apparatus.